GAAUAACAAGGCUCUUUCCUGUUGCGAUAUUGAAAGUUUAUGUUUUACAUAAGACCAUUUCGAGAGCGGUGAGAAAAACCUGGCUGAUUUGGAUUUUAAGCUUGAAAGGGGUAGACGACACUGUUGGCAUUCUGAAGCUGGGUUACUCGGUAGUGGGAAGAACAAACUCUGCCAGUAAACAUUCGAAUUGAUUUGCCUCGACAGAUAAUGACAGCACUACCAGGGGGUGGGGCAAGGAUCCCUGGCCUCCAUUCACAACCUGUGGCCCCUGUCCAUCCCGCUGCACCAAUCCCCCCACAGCAGCCACAGAGUGCCCUUCGUGAAAUCACAUGUGUCACCCUCUGCAAGGUCGGUCAGGAAACUGUCCAGGACAUUGUGGCGCGUACAAUGGACAUCUUUCACAUGCUGCGGGCAACACAGCUUCCAAAUGGUGUUACUCAGAAUCAUGCGGUGUAUCAGGAGCGGUACAACAAACUGCAGGAGCACCUGCGUCAGCUCACCCUGCUCUUCAAGAAGCUUCGGUUGUUGUAUGAUAAGUGUGGAGAAAUGUGCGGGGUGUCAGACAUCUCCAUAACAGAGUUAAUUCCUUUUGUGGGUGAAGAGCCCUUCAGACCUUCAGAUCUUCCGAAUGUUGGGGCUUUGACCAAUGCAGAGUACCAAGAAAUCCUUGAGAAACUACAUCAGAAGAACCAAGAACUAAAGCACAUUAUGGACCAGCUACGGAAUCUCAUAUGGGACAUCAAUUCUAUGCUGGCAAUGAGGAACUAAACUUGAUGAAAAUCCCAUUGUCAGUUUGCAAUGUGAAUUCUCCGUUUAGCACCUGUUAAGCAAUGAAACUCUUAUAGUCUUUUUUUUUGUUUUUGCACUGUAUGUAUAACCAUUUUCUUAUUUAAAAAAAACAAAAAUAUUUUUAUACUAAGGAAAUUGCAAUUCAGAAAAUUUGUUGAAAUGUGUCACAAAACAAUAUGUUGUGUUAUUUUUGUGUAUGUAAUGUAGAGUGGAUCCAGAUUUUCAAUGUGAUAGUUCUUGGCAGUACAGGGAAAGUCUGGGGCCAGGGUUGCUAAUUCUCCAGUACAGUGCUGGACCCUCUGCAAAUUAUGAACUCCCAAAACACUGCUGCAAGCAACAGCAAGGAGAGAGUUGGCAUUGAAGAAAAAAUAAUGUGCAUUAAGAAUGUUAAGCUAUUUCAAGACUUGUUAUUGGUUAUUAAAAAGAAUUGAAGCUAGGACAAAAUGGUUAUGUGAUGUUCCGAUGAUCAAUGCAAAGAGUUGGCAUCUUGGUGAAUGUGUCAAUGAGUGUUGUGGAAAUGUAGGAUACUUGGGUUCUGGAAUUAUUCAGUCACGUUGUAACUGAUCUGCAGCUGAACUCCAGCUGGCAGCCUUGAUGCUGUAAGUUUUAAUAUCCUAACCAAAAGUAAAAUUGUUUUCAAUACUAACCUAAAUUUAAUUGACUUCCAACCUCUCCAGUUUUUUGAGGUGGGAGAGUUCUGAAUUUCCCCACCCUUUGUGUGAAGAAUUACCGUCAAAUACCACUGAAGAACAGAGCUUGAACUUGAGGUUCUAGACUCUUCCUCGUACCACUGCCCAUCCUCCUCCUCCAUCCCCUACUGAUUAGAUUCAUGUUUUUUUACCCCAUCAGAUCCUUCUCAGCAUGGGAAUUAAAUUGCUAUUUAAUCUUCUACAGUUCAGGGUUUCAGCAUGUAAUUCAAUCACCAUUUUGAUGAACCUGUGCAGUAUUCCCUCCUCCCUGAAGUCCAGUGACCAACACUAAAUGCAGCAGAUUCUAACCAGAGUCUUGCAGAACUGUAGCUUCUAUGAAGGUGCAAUUUCUGACCAGGGAUUGAUUUCUUCCCCCCACCUCCCAUCUAGUCUACUUUGCCAUUUAAGAAGUCAUAGUCAAUCUGAUUGUAACAUCCAUCCCAUUGUCCUGUCUAUACAUAGUCACCUUUCAUUCUUUUGCUUAUCCAGUGUCCAUCUCUCUCUCUCUCCCUUAACAGGCUGUGGACACUUUUUGAAGGGAGAAAGUUCCAAGGCUGAACAACUUUGAAUGAUAAAGGGUUGCCUACUUAAGACACAUUUUCAAACACUAACUAGAGUUCUAGAUUCUAUCACAAGAGGAAUCAUACUAUUCAUUCUGCCAAGACCCUUCAACAUCAUGUGUUUCAAUCAAGUUCUCUUCUCUUCUAAACUCUGGCAAAUAUAAACCUAGCCUGUUCACUCUUUCCUCAUUAGAUGACCUGCCCACUUGAAGUAUUAGUUUAGUACAAGAACACAAGAAAAUAGAAGCAGGACUAGGCCAGCAGGCCUCUCAAGCCUGCCCACCACUCCUCUUCUAUGCCAGUUCCCCAUAAUCCUCAAUUCUUUAAUCUUCCAACUACUACCUUAUCUCAAAUACUUAUAAUAAACUGGCCAGCACCUUUGGGGCAGAGAAUUGCAGAGAUUCACUACUUGUUCAGAGAAAGAAAUUUUUACGUACCUCAGUUUUAAAUGACUGGCAUCUUGUAACGAUAUUCCCUUGUUUGUGAUUCUCCCACUAAAGAAAACAUCUCAACCUCUACACUUCCAAGUCCCCUUUGGAUCUUGUAUGUUUGAAUAAGGUCACCUCUCUUUCUUCUGCACUCCAAGGAAUAUAGAGCCAAACUGUCUCUCCUCUCUUGAUAGGAUAACCCUCUCAUCUAAGGAAUUAGUCUGGUGAUUCUCCUUAGGACUGCCUCCAAUGCUACCACAUCCCUUUUUAGGUUAAAAGGACCAAACCUCCGCACAGUAUUAUGGGCACGGCCUCACCAAUUGUUACAACCCCGUCCCUGCCCUUUUUUUAAAAACUCCAACCCCUUUGCAAUAAAGACCAAAAUGUCAUUUGCCUUCUUUAAAUAAAUGUUGGACCUGCCUGCUAACUUUUUGUUAUUCGUGGAAAACCUUGAUCCCUCUGCAGUUUGCAUUCUUUCUCCAUUUAGAUAAUAGUUCGUUUUGACGACUCUUGCCAAAGUGCAGUAUUUCACACUUUCCCUGAUGAAACUGAGUGAAAAUCUGGCAAUCGAUCAAUAGCCCAUGGGAGAAGCACAAUCUCCUCACCAUCACAUGCCAUUCCAUCUAUUUUCAUAUCAUUGGCAAAUGUGGAAACUAGUGUGAUGUGGAAUACAGCAAGAACUUUGUCUUUGUUUUAGAGUCGUGAUAUUAGAUGUUCUACUUAAUUUAUUGACACAUUGUGAUAUGUCCAACUAACAUUGUUAAAAAUCACUGGUGUGAUAAUGGUUAACAUGUUAAACAGCUUAAUUAAAGCUUGUUUGCUAUGGUGAUUUGUCAUGUCACAGGAAGGAUUUAUCACAUGACAGGAAGUUGUUUGAUUAUGUGUAUACAAUGAGAUUUUGCCACUGAUAGAACCUCUUUGGGCUGGAGUUGGAAGUGGUGCCAAGGACCAAAAUGGAGAAGAUAUGCCUAUCUUUGUUGUUGAGAUGGCAUUGGAACAGCAGAAGGGAGGUGAGAGCAUUUUCGUUUUCUCUUUAAGAGCUGUUUAUUUGCUGGGUUGAUUGAGCGGACUGUGUCUCAGACUGCACUUGUGGCUAAGUGUUGUCAAGGGAUUUUGGAGACUUAUGCAUAUUUUAAGACUUUUGCAUUUGAAGACACGUGUUUUCUGUUGCCAGGAGCAGUAUGUGACUGGGUAUCGUGUUAACUUGAAUAGUGUAAACUAUUUGUUUCUUGUUACUAAUUGCUUUAUUACACGAUUUGCUUGAACAGAUUGACUGUGUCACAACCAUAUUGUAAUAAACCAGGAUCUUGCAACAUUUUGGCAUAGUUGGCAGGGUCCAACAUAUAUAUGAAAAGAAAAGGCUUUUAAUGGAAGAAGAGAGAGGAGAGAGAAUAUAGGAUACAGGAUAGAUGCCAUCAGAUGAGCUUAGUUUUGUUGCCCAGUUUUUGAUUAAAAAUUGGGCUGCCUGUAGUUUGGAAGAGGAUAUACCCUGCUGUGAAAACAAAUUAACAAAGUACUGCCAAAGGAUUUGACCUAUUGAUGGAACAAUACCGUCUAAAUAUUGAAAUACAAUCUGAUAAUGGGUCACAUUUCUGAGGGUAAGAUGUACAACAAUGGACUGUGGACCAGGGUGGACUUUCUACAUUACCUUCAAGCCUCUGAAUCAGUUGAAUGGGUUACUGAGGCAACAUGCAAAGAUAUUGACAGCAGCAUGUACUCUGAAGGGGUGGUUGGCAGUUUUAAACCAGACUGAGUUUAAUCUUGACAAUGGACCAUUAGCAAAAGGGUCAUUCUCCCAAUGACUACUGUGUACACAUAUAAUCUUCAAGUCACAAGAGGAAUGUUACAACUAAAGAAGUUAUUUUGGAAAGGGGAAAAGUAUGGCUGUAUUACCCAGGAAAUUCCUGUCAAAUAAAGGGAAAUAACUGGAGAGGGAAUGCAUAUUGGGUGUUACUAAAACAUGAAGUUAAUCCUGUAUUAAUAGUGAGAAACUGAAGAAACAAGAAUGAAAACUUGUCUGUAAGACCCAAGGCAAAAUUGCUGCUUGAUUUUUCUAUCCAGUAAUAUUUAGUCAUACUUAUUAUUAAGUUCUCAGUCUACAGAAGAGAAGCAAUUUAUUCUAAACUGUGUGCUUAAGAAUAUGCAGUACAGGGGACUAUGGGACUAAGAAUGUAAAUAUCAAUUGGUGGCAUAUAAUGUAAUGUGGAAGAUGACAAGAACUUUAUAAUUGGUUUUGAAUAGUGAUAUUAUACAUACUACUUUCUCAACACUGCAAUAUGUGCACCUCGCUUUAACCAUUACACCAGUGUCUUUUUUUAAUAUGUUAAGUGACUUAAUUAAAGCUUGUUUUAGUGAUUUGUCAUGUGGUAGGAAGGAAGUUGUUUCUUCAGGUGUAUAAAGGAAGGAGAUUUGGCCAUUGAUGGAGCUUCAUUGGACCGGAGUUAGAGGUGGUGUCAAGGACCAAAACAGCAGAAUGUGACUGUGGAUUCUAUUUACUUGAACCGUGUAAACUAGUUCUUGUUACUAAUUGUGUAACAAAACAAUUUCCUUGAACGUGGAUGAGAAUAUUGUGAUAAACCUACAUUUUGCAAUAGAAACCUUGCAUUUUGUUCCUUAGUGUAAUUAGUGUAAAUUGAGAGCCAAGAACCAAUCCCUGGGGUACUCCACUAAUCACAUGCUUCCAGCCUGAAAAGGAUCCAUUUAUUCCAACUGUUGUGUAACAGCCAGUUUUAAGCCUUAUCUGAACUGCUUCCAAUGAAUUAACAUCGUUCCUUGGACGGGGAGAUCAAUAUUGUACAAAGUACUCCAGAUGUGGUUUCAUCAAUACCCUCUAUAACUGAAUCAUAUUCUCCCUACUUUUGUAUUUGAUUUUUUUCCCCUUACAAUAAACAAUCUGAUUUCUUUCCUAAUUACUUGCUGUACCUGCAUGCAUGCCUUUUGCAAAUCCCAUACCAGGGCAUCCAGAUCCCUCUGCAUUUCAGAGCUCUGCAGUGAAUCACUAUUUAGAUAAUGUACGUUAUUUUUCUUUUCUUUUUAUUUUCUGAACACCUUGAAGUAAAGACCAAUGUCCUACCAGCCUUUUAAAUUUAUGUUUUCUGUGAUUCCUGUUCUUGGUCACCAUGAGAUUCUCUUACAAAAAGCUGUUAUAGAAAAUCUAUGAUGUAUCUGUCUGCUUUUUCAGACAGUUUUCCAGUGGCUCAGCCAUAAAUCCAUCAGUUACAGCAGUCUUUCAUGACUUAUUUGCCUCGGCCAUAUAUCCAUUCACUUUUUGUAUUAGAAUGUCAUAAAACCAUGAAGGUAGAGUAAAGAUGUAGGUCAAGUGUGACCCAGUUGAAAUCAGGAGCAGGACCUAACGGUGAUCAUGUGUUCCUACUCCCACUUCUGUUGUAGUUUCUUCCCCUGAUGCAGCAGAUGGACUGGUAUCUUUGCUGAGAUGCCAACACUGUGCAUCAAGUGCAUCUCCCAGCCAAGACGUCUAGGAAUGGCCCCCGAAUGCAGAAGUUGCAUAAACCAGUUCAACCAUGAAGAAAAAUGCACUUGGUAUUAGACCAACCUUGUUGGGCUGGUACCGUUAUUGCAUUAGCAAGAGAGUUUACUCUGCUCCUCCUCGGAAGUGAGAGGUGAUAUUCUGCACUAGAGUAGCGGUAUUGAGUAAUUAAGCAGCUGCAAGUCCUAUUGUCAUAUUUUUGGUGACUGAUUUAAUCUGCAGCUGGGCAAUCAUUACAGACAAAUAUUGAAAAUAUACCUAAUAAAGUACCAGUGAUGUUUGGUUGGAAGGACUGUCAA
Pristis pectinata (smalltooth sawfish) is the source of this 6252-nucleotide messenger RNA. RefSeq names its product mediator of RNA polymerase II transcription subunit 30-like. The transcript is spliced from 6 exons. Gene Ontology annotation, molecular function: transcription coregulator activity. The record is from RefSeq and is a predicted model, not a curated record. Bases 208 to 768 code for a protein of 186 amino acids. Gene Ontology annotation, biological process: positive regulation of DNA-templated transcription. NCBI's taxonomy places the organism in Eukaryota, Metazoa, Chordata, Chondrichthyes, Rhinopristiformes, Pristidae. Gene Ontology annotation, cellular component: mediator complex.